AUGAAUUUUGAGUCUACCUUAACUCAAUGACUAGUAAACCUAUCAGAAGAUGAUCCAAUAAUGACAGCACAAUGUAUAAAUUCUAUCAAUUACACUUGCACAGCUUUACUUAAUCCCACCUUGAUUAGCGAUCAAAAUUAUUAGAGAUCCCUAUUUUUUGAAAAUUAAAUCCAUUUUGGGUGAGUAUGACAUUUUUUGGUUAAUCUAUAUUUUUAAUAUAUAUAACCAAUGAUUAUGAUAAUCAAAUCUCAAAGCAAAUUAUAUUAAAUUUUCAAUAGCUUGCGUUAUUAUUAUUAAUAGAUAUUCUCUUUUAAAUUUUUAUUAAGAAAAAUUAUAUAUAUAUAUAAAUUUAAUAUAAAUUUGGGAAAAAAAUUGACCAUUGCUUGCUAACUAAGGAGAGGAGCUAAUAGUCAUAUUUCUGAUAAUAUAAAAGUUUUUGGAAUCAACAUACUAAGCUUAAUCCAACAGAAUCCAGGCAAUCCUUUGAUUAGAAUAAAGCUAAUAAGCUUUAUAGCAACGAUGAUGGAUUUUUAUUUCGUAAACUCUUUUCCUUUAAUGGCCAACCAAUUUGAAGAAUUUUUAGAAAUUAAUAGAUGCAACAAGAUCAGUAAGAAUUUAAUGGAGAUUAGAACUGGUGACAGUUCAAAUAACGAAAAUCAGCGAGUUUCUUCUGACUAUGUAAGUAGGUCAACCAAUGAGCAACUCGCAAUUAUUAAAGAAGUCAGGCUAGAAGAUGGCGAAACUUCUGCUUUAACGCUUUAUCAACUCUCCUGUCCAGAUAAAAGACGCUCAGAAGGUUUGGAAAAAUCAUAUACUUAUAUAUCAUGGCAGCUUGAAUUAAAUUUAAUAAUUAUCUAUUUUUAUAUCACUGCCUAUACGGAAUUUCUUUUAUUUAAAUUUGAUAAGCAUAAAUUUGAUGGCGACUGGCCAGUACGAAUCGGAUGUGAAAAAUCAGGUUUUCGAACACAUAUACCAAUCAGAUGCUCAAGCCAAAUCAUUCUUGAUAAGUUUCAUGACCAUAUAAUUGCUUAUGAAACGAGUACAAACGAUCCAGGAAUGAAAAUACAAGUAUUUACUGAAAAUUUAGAAGAAGGACAAAUUUAUUCAUUUGGAGAAACUAAAAUGAAGGUCGAAGAGAUUGAUUCGGUCGGGAAUUUGCACUUAAGUUUUGAGCUGAGCAAUGAAAUUGUAUAUAGAGUCAUUGAUGGAUGCGAAAAUGGAGAAAUCCUGAUAGGAAGGACCAGAAUCAACAAAUUACGAUUCGCUAACGAUGCAAAAAUGUCGAAGGAGCAUGCAGGAAUUAUAAGAGAAGGCAAGAGGUGAGUCAUAAAAGACAAAAACUCAAGAAAUGGAGUGUGAAGGUAUCUUCAUACUUUAAAAACAACUGGGGCUGGUGAAGAUUCGAUGCGAUGCCCUAUAAUGAAUGACACAAAGUUCAAUUUUUGCGAAGUAAUUUUCCAAUGUAAAAUAAAAAUCUCCCCUUAG
This is a messenger RNA of Blepharisma stoltei, 1485 nucleotides long. The record is from the annotation of a GenBank genome assembly. Lineage: Eukaryota; Ciliophora; Heterotrichea; Heterotrichida; Blepharismidae.